AUGAUGCUUACCGACCGCCAAGUGGCGCAAUUCGAUGCCUUCGGCUUCUGCGUGCUGCGCGGGGUGCUCGGCGCCGGUGAGCUCGACACCGCGCGUGCCGAGUUCGACAUCGGUCUGGCCAGGGCCGCGGCGGGGACCGAGCGGCGCGGCAUCCGCAAGCAGCUCAACUGGUCCAAUCUGGGUCCGGACACGCCGUUUCUGGGCUUGCUGCUGGAGGACGCCCGGUUCGUCGGGCGCUGCCGAGCGGUUCUACGGCGGGGGGUCAAGUUCGCGUUCUACCUGCAGCCGCUCGACGAGCACAGCGGGGCCCUGCGGUUCGUACCGGGAUCACACAAGGAGCCGCUCCACUUCGACAUGCGGAAGAUCGGUAUCAAGGAGUCCAAUCUGCGCGUUCUGGACGCCGCCGGACUGGAGGUGGAUGAGGUGCCGGCGUACGUGGCGCGGUCCGAGCCCGGCGACGUGAUCGCAUUCGACAGCCGGGUCUGGCACGCGAGCUGGGGCGGCGGCCACGACCGGAGGAUGUGCAGCCUGGGCUACUUCGCCGCUCCGGCAACGCCCGCCGAAGAGGAAUCGAUGGCGGAGCUGGCGCGGCAGGACGCCGAACUGCUGGAGGCAUUUCCGCUGCUGGAGCGGCCCUCGCACUGGGUCGCCAAUCCCGCAGGCAGCCCCAUGCGCCGGCGCUGGAUCCAGGCGCUGCGGCAGUGGGGCUUCGCCGGCCUGCCCGGCUGA
This is a messenger RNA of Geodia barretti, 729 nucleotides long. The record is from the annotation of a GenBank genome assembly. NCBI's taxonomy places the organism in Eukaryota, Metazoa, Porifera, Demospongiae, Tetractinellida, Geodiidae.